This is a messenger RNA of Vittaforma corneae ATCC 50505, 1044 nucleotides long. RefSeq lists its product as uncharacterized. Gene Ontology annotation, biological process: N-terminal peptidyl-glycine N-myristoylation. The record is from RefSeq and is a predicted model, not a curated record. Bases 1 to 1044 code for a protein of 347 amino acids. Gene Ontology annotation, molecular function: glycylpeptide N-tetradecanoyltransferase activity. The transcript has a single exon. Gene Ontology annotation, cellular component: cytoplasm. Lineage: Eukaryota; Fungi; Microsporidia; Nosematidae.
AUGGGGACUUUUUGGAAUACUCAGCCGGUAGAUCGUGGAGCCCCUGAGGGUAUAAUUGACAACUCAAAAAGAGCUAAAAACAUUCCAGUUUUUUUACCUACAGGUUUUAGCUGGUCAAAAAUAUGUGACAUUUCCAAGAUCGUUGCCUUUUUAGAAGAGUUUUAUGUUGAGGAUAUCACUUCCUCCUAUCGCCUUUCAUAUCCGCCUGAGUUUUUUGAAUUUCUAUUUGCUUCUCCUAGCCACAGGGAAGAGUAUAGCCUUGGGCUAUUUUUUGAAAAUAGGCUAAUAGGAUAUGUCCUAGCCAGAGAACAUUUAAUGUCGCUUAGAGCUCAGUCCUACCGAAUUGUAAGUGUAAAUUUUUUGUGUUUGGCAAAAGAGUAUAGAAAUAAAAAUUUUGCACCUUUAAUGAUCAAGGAAAUUACCAGAAUUGCAAAUAUCAACGGUAUUUUCCAAGCCAUUUUUACUGCAGAGAAAGACUAUGGUUUUAGUAUUUUGAAAGCAUCGUAUUUCCACUAUCCAAUGAAUAAGGAAGUGCUGCUGAAGACAGGAAUAGUUGAUAGUCCUGAUGAAGUAAGAGAUAUUCCGCAGUGCCGAGAUGACACGAAGCUGGCUACUGAGUACAGUGAAAUCAAAAACAUUUAUAACAAAAUGAGCCAAAAAUUUACCAUUUUUGAAAAGUUUGACGACGAAUCCUUUGUGCAGGUUUUUAGAGGUGAAAAAAAUGUUUUACAAACCGUUUAUAACGAAAAGGCGGGGGAGUUUGCAUCUUUUUACAUUGUUUAUACAAAAUGCUUAUCGUCGAAUAUUUUACUAAAACGCGCGUACCUUUACUACUGGUAUGGUUCGAUAGAAAUCAUAACUGAUUCUGUCUCAAUUGCACAUUCGCUAGGAGCAGACAUGUUUGAUGUUUUAGAUAUUGCAAACAACCACCAGUUGAUUAAAAAACUGAAAUUGGCCGAGGGUACGGGGUCACUCAAGUACCAUGUUUUCAACAUCAAGGAAGAACCAAUUCAAAAUGAAAAAUUGAAUUUUAUUUUGUUUUAA